AUACUAUAAAAUGUGUGUGUUUGCAUGAUUGAAUUCGGCAAUUCUUCAAAGCGUGAAAAGUUACAACGAACACAAAGUCAAAGUCUAUGUGGAUUAUGAUUGGAUUACAAGUCAAUACGAGUAGGUAUUAGAUAUUUUUUGUAUAGUUAAAGUUUCACAACAAUGGAACAACGAUGAUAAUCAGCAAGUACUUCAGCUAUGCGUAUGUACAAUUUUUCAAUAUAACCUCAUUGUAUACCUGCGAUUUACUACAUUUUGUUUGCUUUUCAACUUUCUUCGUUUUACCGAUCUGGCCUAGUACUACAGAGCUAUUUACCUCUAUGGAUCCUGCUCAAUGCGUGCACAAAAAUGUAUUCCAAGGUGGCCCUAUUCAGGUGGCGCUAUGUUGCAUUAAAAAUUUGGGAUUUUACAUGAUCCUGUACGUGAUCAUAACACUUAAAGACACUUGCAGCCAUUCAAGAGUCUUGCGGCAGUAUCCGAUUGAUCCAAGUUGAUCUGAGUAAGUCGGGGAACGAAAUCGGUAAUACGCAUGAGGGAAACAUUCAAAUUUUGGGUGCGAAUACUCCUAGUUCGAGACUCUCUGUAUACGAAAGAACUUUAUGUAGUUUGAAUGAAGUUUGUGGGGUAACUCACCUUAGCGAUUUCAUUCCCCACUUGUAAAUGUAAUUGGAGACAUAAAAUGCAAAUAAAAACUCACAAAUUGUGCACGCAUUUCACUGGAUUCGAUCUUAGCCUAUCCAUUCGUAUAUGCUAUGGAAAUGGAUUCCAAGUACAGUUGGUACCACAAGCCUAUAAGAGUUCCCUAAAUGUGUCAGAUAACUUGUGUGUGUGUGUGUGCUAUGUGGGCAACAAUUUUACAAGAGUGUAUUGCGAAUAUACGUAUAUAAUAAUGUGUGAUAGUUUAGGAGUAUAUGUUACUGGGAUAUUCAACUAGAUUCCGAUAACUAACUUUAGCUUUAACAACUUUAAAUUUUAAAUUGAUUUAUUUAAAGAAGGUCGGGUUCGAUAUCGAGUAGCCCGAUAAAGCCCGUGUCAAAUGUCACGCCGUAUUGCCAGAAAGCUUUAAUGGGGCUGGGGAGCCUAGGAACGGGCAGCACUUUGUCUUCCAGAAUUCGAGAAUCGGAGAGAACAAGGGUGCCUGGUUUUUCGGUUUCACAUCAAUGAAACACACUUUCUUUGGAGUUCUUUUAACAUUAACAAAAAAUUUUCAUUUAUAUGAUUGGAAUGCAAUAUUACCAAUCCCUUUGGCAGAACGUCUUCGGAAAGCACAAAAUUACUAGCACGAAAUGAGUCAUGCAAUGCAUGGACUGCAUACGAAUCGCCCUACUCCCGACAUCUUUCGCGGCGAUCCAUUUAAAAUUCAAUCGUACAAUUUUCGGUAUGCCGAUCGACCCAUCUACCCAGUACAGCACUACCAGAGGCCAGGGCCAGAGCCGCUCCCCUGCCACACGCCGCAAUUCGAGACAUUCUACCGCAAUCCCAAGUUUUCCAGCGAUCCCGAGUACGCACCGAGCGCGAAGCCGAGUCCGCAGAGCACCACGGCCUUCACGGAACACAGGCGCCGUAGGUUCCUGCGGGACUUCCAGUCCAUUCCCACCACUCCGAUUCGACGAACCUUCUCCGGUGUCUGCCAGCGCCCGCCAGAGGUGCGCAGUGUCUCAACGGUACCUCAGCCACCACGCCGGCUCUCGCCCAAGGCUCCCGUAGAAGUGACGAAUUCUCCGCUUCUGAGGAGCUGCUGCAACCGUGGCGAUUAUCAGGCAAUGGUUCGGGGCCAGAGCACCUCGUCGUUGGUGCGGAGUGGCAGCGGUAAUGUGCUGAAGACUGGAGUACCUAGGAGCGCCUCUGCGGCCUCGUUUGACAGGAGGGAAAGGGAGUGGCAACGAUCCGUUGCCACUAGAACCAGUUCCAACAUCCAGCUUCUGCCUAAGAGAAGCGGCUACAGCGGUUGCGAGAUCAACAUCAACAUCGGCGCCUUGGACUCUGAAUCGGAGACGGACAACAAUUUAACAAUCAAGAUUGAGACGGACACUUGUCUGUUGAACAACACGGACAAGGCAAAGCAGCCGGAGAGACGUAAGCGCUCCAGCAGUGCCAGCCGAUCCCCCGUCACCUUCGAUAUAGACAAGCGAUUGUCCAAGUUCAAUGUGGCCGACAAAAAGCCCAGGAGAGGCUCGGACGAGGAGGCCAAUCAACGGGAGUGGGAUCAGGAGCUGAAAAUGCAGCGAGAACGCGCCAGGCAGCGGGAGAGGGAGCGAGAAAAUCUGCGCCAGCAGGAGAGGCAAAGAGAAUACGAGCGCCUCCUCGAGCUCGAGGUGGAGAGGGAGAAAGACCGCCUCAGAGAGCUGGAAAGGGAGUCGCAGCGACGGAGAGAGUACCAUGAGUACCAAGAACACCUACGACGGGAACAGUGGAAGCGGCAGGAAGUACCGAUGCGUGCCAUGCCCACAUCCCCCCUGAUGAUGACCUCUCACUUGAACAGACGUACCUCCAACGAUCGUCUGCCCGGGAUGGUCCCCUUCCUGGACCGCCCACCUGCCGCGGCCAGUAAGCGGGCACAGCGUCUUCAGAACUGCUCCAAGAAUCUGACAUCCCUGAGGGGCCUAAAGAAAGCCACAGCUCCUCCUGUACCUCCUGCCUCCCUGUUAACUACAGCUCCCACUGUGCCUCCCGUCGCCAUGUUUACCACAGCUCCUACUGUCAAUCGUCCCAGGAGUCUAGAGCGGACCAGUUCUGGCACGUCGAAUGGCAACAUCCAUGUAACGGUAACCACCAAUGGUAGCAAUUCCAGCCUGCGUCGGCCAUCGGCCACAGGGCUGAACGAGCAGAAGAAGCUGAAUGGAAGCUCUGGCUCCCAUUCCCCCAUUCUCACCAGGCUAAAUAACAUCCCCAUUAGGAUAACCACCUCGGGUCCGGGUGACAGGGACGUGGAGUUCUCAAUGAACCAAGUGCGGCUACGAAGUCAUUCACCCAUGCCGGGUGUGGCUCCACGUGUGAGCACCAGUCGGAUGCGACAGGGGGAGGACAGCUCUGUGCAGUCCUUGAAUGUCAAUAUCAACGUCUAUGCGGAUAACACCUCGCGUACGAUGCGUAUGUGCGAGUAGAGGUAGAGUUUGUAGGUAGGAUCAAUAUCAGGAAAAUUCUGGAACCCCGCUCUUCAGGCGGGUAAAUUCAGAGCGGAACGCAACGGGAAUGUGUUCCAGAGUUGAGCUGAUCUUGACCCCACCUACAUACGUAUGUACUCGUCGAAUCGUUCCCAGAUACAGAUGCGGCACUCGUUUAAGCUGACUUAAAGUUCUCGGACUUUUGUUUUUAAUUGGGUAGAAAGGAAAAAAAAUCAAUAAAAAAGUGUAGGUUCCCACAGAUUGUGUUCGUUAUUUUUUCAAAGUAUAUGAGGGCUAGAUAUCCUAGAUUCCCCCCCCAUUAAAUCAAUGCAAUUGCAGGCGCCUUUGACACAGCAAUAAAACCUUCUAUUCUGGGAGUAGUGUUUUGGAUAGAACUCCUAAAAGCUCA
Molecule: messenger RNA, 3513 nt
Organism: Drosophila persimilis
Lineage: Eukaryota; Metazoa; Arthropoda; Insecta; Diptera; Drosophilidae
Product: stress response protein NST1
Exons: 2
Coding region: 1287-3104 (605 amino acids)
Source: RefSeq, a predicted model, not a curated record